AUGGAGCCCAUGCUCAUGGCUGAUGCUUGGGCGUUGGGGGCUGCCGGCUUGGCUGGCGUGGGCGUUGGCCAACCCAGCCCACUGCCGGCGCCGUCGUCGAACCAGGCGGGCAAGCCCCCCGGCAGCCGACGUAUCCAAUCUGGCGAGGCGGACUGCAGGCAGGGCGGCCGGGGUCCGUCUUUAUUAGACACUACGUUUUUCGAAACCUACCGACGGCUUUAUGACGACUCGCCAAGCGCCGAGCGGCGAGCCGACGCAUCUUUUAGUCGCCAUGGCGGCCGUACGUGCCCUCUAUAUCACGACGGCCAGGUCAACGACUAG
Molecule: messenger RNA, 321 nt
Organism: Purpureocillium takamizusanense
Lineage: Eukaryota; Fungi; Ascomycota; Sordariomycetes; Hypocreales; Ophiocordycipitaceae
Exons: 1
Coding region: 1-321 (106 amino acids)
Source: RefSeq, a predicted model, not a curated record